GAUGAUACUGGAGAAGAGUUCAUACAAAAAAUGGCACUGAGGAGAUCAUCAUUGCACAAGAGUUGAUGUGACUUUUGGCCCCUGUUGAAUCGGUAUUGCAGUGAUUUUUCAGUUUACCGACAAUGAAGGCGAUGCUGUAGCUUCAGUUGGACAAGCAUAUUUAACUGGUAUUCACAUCGUAGUACUUGACGAUCAAUCAGCUUUGAGUGGUAGUAAAAAUUGACACCAUCCCCGUGCCAAGAGCGACGUGCCCCGUUCUGUCCUCGGAUACUACCGCUGGAGCAAUGGCGACACCAUGUAAUCCAAACCAACUCAUCUGGACGCACGCAGCCAUUUCAAUCAGGCCCUGUCUCGAGCACGCCGACAGAGUAUCUUACCCAGCAAAUCCCCUCGUACACUCAUGACUCAUCUGAAAAUGACGUUGAGUCGGAAGCUCUUACGCCAGAGGUCGAUCAGCAGCCACACAAACGCCGCCAUGCAUGCACACGUGCACACCUACGCGGCGCCUACAUAAACUCAUCAGCAUCACUAGUUCAGUACAUACCUGCAAAUAUUUAAGGCAAGCGGGAGCAGCUUCACUGCUUCAGCAAUGGCGAUCGCCAAGCUGGUGCUCGUGGCCACGCUCGUGAUCAUGCUGCAGGCGUCGACGCGCGCGGUGGCCCGGCACCACCACCACGCCAAGCCGGACCCGUGCGACGACGCCGAGGAUGACGGCCCCGACCCGGGCAUGCGGCACAAGCACAGGAAACCCCACUGCCCGUCGACGCCGGGCGGCCACGGCCACGGCCAUGGCGGCGGCGGCACCCCGGGCAUUAUGACGGUGAACGGCUUCGAGGAGGGCCAGGAGGGCGGCGGGCCGGCGGCGUGCGACGGCAAGUACCACAGCGACAAGGACAUGAUCGCGGCGCUGUCGACGCGGUGGUACGACGGCGGGCGGCGGUGCCACAAGACGAUCCGCAUCACCAGCAAGCGCAACGGGCGCACCGUGGAGGCCCGGGUGGUGGACGAGUGCGACUCCGGCCACGGCUGCAAGGACGACGUCGUCGACACCUCCGCCGCCGUGUGGCAGGCGCUCGGGCUCGACACCGACGUCGGCAUCGUGCCCGUCACGUGGUCCGACGCCUGAAAACAGGGGUUCACCUUCACCGGCCGUUGGUACCUACUACUUGAUCGAGUACGUAGCAGAACAAAUUUACCUGUAUGGAUGGUCAGUCAGUGCGGCGUCAUCAGUGUCGCCGGUUCAUUAUAUUGCUGUUGUUUGUGGGAUACAGUAUAAUCAUAUUGUUGUGCCCAUGUACGUUGUAAUUUUACGAGGUAAUAAAAACCACAUGCAUCAAAGUGGUUCA
Hordeum vulgare subsp. vulgare (domesticated barley) is the source of this 1346-nucleotide messenger RNA. Its product is annotated as putative ripening-related protein 6. The transcript has a single exon. The coding region runs from base 590 to 1126 and encodes 178 amino acids. NCBI's taxonomy places the organism in Eukaryota, Viridiplantae, Streptophyta, Magnoliopsida, Poales, Poaceae. The record is from RefSeq and is a predicted model, not a curated record.